This is a messenger RNA of Tachysurus vachellii, 2152 nucleotides long. RefSeq names its product iroquois homeobox 5a (gene irx5a). The record is from RefSeq and is a predicted model, not a curated record. The transcript is spliced from 4 exons. Gene Ontology annotation, biological process: regulation of transcription by RNA polymerase II; neuron differentiation; cell development. The coding region runs from base 382 to 1800 and encodes 472 amino acids. Lineage: Eukaryota; Metazoa; Chordata; Actinopteri; Siluriformes; Bagridae. Gene Ontology annotation, cellular component: nucleus. Gene Ontology annotation, molecular function: RNA polymerase II cis-regulatory region sequence-specific DNA binding; DNA-binding transcription factor activity, RNA polymerase II-specific.
UCCUGGCAGGGCACUCCGCGGCGCAAAGCCCCGUCCGAGACGCGCAAAAAAGAAAACUUUCUCGCUCAAAACACGGAAUGAGAGAACCGACAAGUCUAAGCGCCGAGGGUCAGACUCGAAAAGUCGAUCACCACUGAUCCACAUCAACAACAAUAACAACAGCAACAACAACAACAACAGUCCACUUCGAGUUAACGGAGAGAAGUCAGAAGUCUAUGCAUUCGUUGCUUCUUCUGAUUUCCAGUGCGCGAAGGCGACGGACGCGCGCUCUGCUCAUCAGGGACUCUAUGCGCGAGCGCGGACGACUGUGCGUGUGAAAGUGAAAAAAAAAGCGGAUUACAAAGUGCACCGAAAAAGCAGCUCGUUCUCCGGCGCUUGGCCAUGGCGUACCCUCAGGGCUACUUGUAUCAACCGUCCGCCUCUUUGGCGCUCUACUCGUGCCCAGCGUACAGCACGAGUGUAAUCUCGGGCCCGCGCACCGAAGAGCUCGGUAGAUCGUCUUCAGGCUCGGCAUUUGCACCCUACGCCGGAUCCACGGCGUUCAGCAGCGCCUCAGCUGCCUACAGCUCGCAUCUGCCAUACGGAGCGGACGCCGCAGCCGCCGCCGCCACUUUCACCUCUUACGUGAGUUCCCCCUAUGAUCACACGUCAGGCAUGGCUGGAUCUAUCGGUUAUCACCCGUACGCAGCACCACUGGGUUCAUACCCGUACGGUGACCCUGCGUACCGUAAGAACGCGACCCGGGACGCCACCGCGACUCUGAAGGCCUGGCUCAACGAGCACCGCAAGAACCCGUAUCCCACCAAGGGCGAAAAGAUCAUGCUGGCCAUCAUUACCAAGAUGACCCUUACCCAGGUGUCCACCUGGUUCGCCAACGCUCGGAGGAGACUGAAGAAGGAGAACAAGAUGACCUGGACGCCGCGCAACAGGAGCGAGGACGAGGAGGAGGACGAGAACAUCGACCUGGAGAAAAAUGACGACGACGAGCCUAACAAGCCUAUUGACAAGGGAGACUCGACAGACACGGAGACAGAUUCCAAAAUCUUGCACGUGGGCGAGGCGCCGUGCGACAGAUUUCAAGAUGACCACCACGGCAAAGACUCGGACCCUUUGCUCAGCGACUCGGACUUGAAGGAGACUGACGAGCGCGCGGACGCACUCGUGAACCCUUCAAAAGCCACCACGUCGUCGCCGUCGCUUGUGCAGCGGGCCCACGAGCUUAACGUGCACGACAGGCCGCCGGAAGUUGCACACGGUGCCUCCGUAGUCAAUCACAGCAACGCUACGUCCGUUAUCCAUUCUCCCCCGUCUGCGCCCAAACCUAAACUGUGGUCUCUGGCGGAAAUAGCCACGUCCUCAGACAGGUGCAGAGGAGGAGGAGGCGGCGACGCAGGGGGCACAGCCCAGAGCGCUCUACCGGCAGCCAGCGCCGCGUCUCCGAGCCGGACCUCGACGCAGUGCGCGCUCCCGAGUGGCGCCGUGCUCUCCCGGCCUCUCUACUACACGUCGCCGUUUUACGCGGGCUACACGAACUACGGCUCUUUUGGCCACCUGCACGGCAGCCACGGCUCCGUCACGAGCUCGGCAGCGACGCACUUCAACGGAAUAAGUCCGAGCGUUUUAAACCGAGCAGAAGCUCUUGCCCGAGAAAGCAAAGCAAGGAGCCAAGCGCAGGUAGACCUGUGUAAAGACUCCCCUUAUGAACUCAAGAAAGGGACUUCAGAGGGUCCAUGCUAUGAAGGGAGGGAUGGAGAGAAGGAGAGAGAGAGAGAGAGAGAGAGAGAGAGAGAGAGGCACUGAAGGAAUGGAAAGGAGGUCUACAAGUUUGCCUGAGUGUUUAUUUACCUUUGCCCUUUUUUUAAAUGAUGCCUUUCAAGCAGACAUCUGUUCCACAUUAAGACACUGAUAUUUAACGUAAUGAUGUGCUCACUUGGUAAGAUGGAAGAGAGAGGAGCCAUGAUUGGCCUCCCACCUGGAGGUCACAACGAAGGGUGCAGUGCUCCUGUCUAAUUUCUUGUGCAUUAUUUUUUCUGUUUGACCAGUUCUUUAUUAUUAUUAUUUUUUUUUAGUUUUCACCUCACUCAAGCUGAUGGAUGCAAAUGUGAGCACUGUAAUUGGAUCAGCUCCCUAGAUACAGAUAAACGGCUGCUGC